Messenger RNA from Funneliformis geosporum, 198 nucleotides. NCBI's taxonomy places the organism in Eukaryota, Fungi, Glomeromycota, Glomeromycetes, Glomerales, Glomeraceae. The record is from the annotation of a GenBank genome assembly.
AUGCAGGAUCAAGCUACAAGUUCAAUUAUAUUUAUUGAUGACACUUCUGAUGAUAAUAAUGAUGAAAGGAUAGCAAAAGUAUCAAAUUAUACUGCUACUAAUAUACAGGAUCCUCUUCAAGGAAUACGUAUUCACAGGAUAGAUUUCAAAGAAUUAUUGCAAGAACUAUCUAUAUCUAUCAGGAAGGAAAUCAGUUAA